AUGGCGCUGAAGCAGAGCGACCCGGCGUUGGAUGAAUUCCUUCACCACCAUCGGUGCAAUUACGCCGCGAUCUUUCAGCAACCUCAACCUGAGCCAGACGUGGGCGAGGCCAGGGCUCCUGCUCCGCUCCACUGCUCCGGGCCGACUCCGCCGCCGCGCGUGCGCGCACCUGCACCAACCCAGGUCCGCCGCGCAGUUGACCGUCUCCCGCUGAUGACCUCGUCCCGCACAGCGUCGAGAUGCACGAGCAGGCGGCGCCUAUGGUGCCCCUGCAUCCUCCGCCUCCCCGGGACCUCCGUGCCGACUCCGCCUUCUCGCCUAGCCGGCCCCGAGCGUCCGGCUCCUCCCCGCCGGGUCCCCCACGGCCCACGCCUCAUUGUCGCUCCUUCGCGGCUCCACGACCGCGUUGCUGCAUCCUACCGCGCGCCGCCUGCCGUCUCCGACUGCUCCAUGCGCCAGCUCCCGGCCCCCCGCGGCCGGCGGCGUCACCCCCGCGCGCGCUUCUCCACCAGCAGCGGCAGCGAGCCGUGCCGCGUGCCCCCUCCGCCCGCUUGCCGCAGCCGUGCGCUUUGGCCCCCGCGCAACCGGCCACUGUCGCGACUCUCGCCGGCUCUGGCUCCUCGCCACCCGGCUGCCCCCGCGUCCGGCCUCCAGCCCAACCCGGCCGCGGCUCCUGCCGCCACCCGGCAUCCGACCUCCCGGGUGGCCCCCGCCGAAUUCGCGCCCGCAAUCCAGCUCGCCGGCUGGAUGCUCCGCCUCCACGCGACCCGCGGGCCUCCUGCCGCCCGUGCCGGCUGCUGGCUCCGCCCGGCUUCCUGCCGCCCGCGCCGACUCCGGCUCCGACCUAGCCGGCUCUCGUCCGCCAGCUCCACUGCCUCCGACCCGGCUCCGCCUCCCGCGGACGCGCUGGGCUGGCUCGCCAGUCGCCGACCCCGCCAGCUCGGCCGCGGGCCUCCUCCGCUCCGCGCCGGCUUACAGCCCCGCUUGCACCCUUGCCCCGUCGCCUUCCCGGCCACCCGCUCCGGGGCCGGCUCCCCCCUUCCCCGCAUCCGGCCGACUGCUCGGCCGGCUUGA
Aegilops tauschii subsp. strangulata is the source of this 1074-nucleotide messenger RNA. NCBI's taxonomy places the organism in Eukaryota, Viridiplantae, Streptophyta, Magnoliopsida, Poales, Poaceae. The record is from RefSeq and is a predicted model, not a curated record.